This is a messenger RNA of Trichomonas vaginalis G3, 988 nucleotides long. RefSeq names its product organellar and viral DNA polymerase type B. The annotation marks the transcript as partial. The record is from RefSeq and is a predicted model, not a curated record. NCBI's taxonomy places the organism in Eukaryota, Parabasalia, Trichomonadida, Trichomonadidae. The transcript has a single exon.
AUGGACGUACAUGAUGGAAGCAUAAGGAACUUACUUAAUGCUAACAAUAACUUACCAGGAACUAUUAAAGCAUUUAUAAAGUCCUUUGUAAAACCCGGUGCUCUAACAUUUAGGUCUUUGAGAGCAAGAGCAUUGAAGUCAAGAGAUGCAGAAACUCCAACAGAACCUACAGAAGGAACUGAAACAACAGAAACUCCAGAAGAACCACCAAAACCAACAGCUAAUGAAAUAUUGUUCGAAUAUUUUCCAAGGUACUCUGUUCUCAUUGCAUACAUUCAAGAAAUACUUAAGAAAGCAGACUUGACUUUAGGAGAUGAUGAAAGUUCUGUAUAUCUUUCGUUCCAGUUUCAAAUAGCAGAACUUUUGAGACAGAUAUGUUUAAUGUAUGACAACAUAUCUGAUUUCACAAGAUAUGAUGACGACCAUGACCCCGAACACGGUGAAGAAGAAGUUUUACAAACAUCCAUUAAGACAGGAAAGGUUUUAACACAAAGUCUCAUUAUUGACACCAAAGAUGGCGAAGUGGACGUUCUUCAAGAGCUGAAGAAAAAUACUUCUUCGGGAGGUGGUGGUAGGCAUGAACUUGAAAUAAAUGAGAUAGAAGAGAAAUUAGCCGAAAAAGCAGAUAAAGAACAUAAACACAAUAUCUCCGAUAUAAAUGAACUUCAAGCUACAUUAAAUAGUAAAGCGGACAAAAAUGAACUUGACGCAAUGAACAAAGUUUUGAAAUCUCAUAAACACAACAUCUCCGAUAUAAAUGAACUUCAAGCUACAUUAAAUAGUAAAGCGGACAAGAACCAUGUUCAUUAUAUAACUUCAGACGAACAGAUUAUAACGGACUACCAUGGAUAUUUAACACGAAGUGAUGAAGCGAAGACAAAAAAUGUUAAUGAAAGAAGAUAUAAAUACAUUCGUGCUAAAGGUUAUGACAUAAGCUGUACUGUACAGUAUGAUGUAGCUAAAGCACCAGAAGCAUUUGGUUAUACCG